Molecule: messenger RNA, 1620 nt
Organism: Solea solea (common sole)
Lineage: Eukaryota; Metazoa; Chordata; Actinopteri; Pleuronectiformes; Soleidae
Gene: setd7
Product: SET domain containing 7, histone lysine methyltransferase
Exons: 8
Coding region: 75-1187 (370 amino acids)
Biological process (GO): regulation of DNA-templated transcription
Cellular component (GO): chromosome
Molecular function (GO): histone H3K4 monomethyltransferase activity; protein binding
Source: RefSeq, a predicted model, not a curated record
ACGAGAAACGCGUGUGUGCGCAUGCGCGCGCGCGUGUGAGUGUGUGCGGCGGGCGGAGUGCGUGUCAGAGCAGCAUGGACAGCGAUGAUGAGAAUGUAGAGGAGCUGGUGGAAGGGCCACUGGAUGACGACGGUCAGCCUCAUGGUCUGUGCACGGUCACAUACUCGUCCAGUGAUCGCUUUGAAGGAAACUUCAUCCAUGGUGAGAAGAAUGGAAAGGGCAAGUUCUUCUUCUUUGAUGGAAGUACACUGGAGGGCUUCUAUGUAGACGACGCUCUGCAGGGCCAGGGUGUGUACACGUAUGAAGACGGCGGCGUCCUCCACGGCACGUACACGGACGGCGAGCUCAACGGCCUCGCGCAGGAGUUUGAUGCAGACGCUCGUCUGGUGUUUAAAGGCCAGUACAAAGACAACAGCCGCUGUGGGCCGUGCUGGAACUACUACCCUGACGGCGGCUGUGUGUGUGGGGAGGUGAACGAGGACGGGGAGAUGAGCGGAGGAUCGAUAGCCUACGUUUACCCAGACGGACGCACGGCUCUGCUGGGAAGCUUUGUGGACGGGGAGCUGAUCGAGGCUCGGCUCGCCUCUCUGACCCGCAGCGAGAGCGGGAGGCCUCGCUUUGACUUCCCACCACACAGUCCUCUGUACUCACACGACAAGUCCACAUCCACCUGCAUCGCCACACACACUCUGCUGCCUGACCCCUACGAGAGUGACAGGGUGUUUGUGGCAGAUUCUACGAUUAAAGGAGCAGGACAGGGUUUGUUUGCCAAGAUGGAUGCUGACGCAGACACUGUGGUAUCUUUCUAUAAUGGAGUACGCAUCACACACUCGGAGGUGGACAGCAGAGACUGGUCGUUGAAUGGAAACACCAUCUCAGUGGAUGAAGACACUGUGAUCGAUGUCCCUCCGCCCUUUGACCAGAUGGACAGAUACUGUGCGUCUCUGGCUCACAAAGCAAACCACUCGUUCAGCCCUAACUGCAAGUUUGAACCGUACGUCCAUCCUCGCUUCGGGCUGAUCAAGUGCAUCCGGACGCUGAGAGCAGUGCAGAAAGAUGAGGAGCUCACCGUCUCCUACGGCUACGACCACGGUCUGCUGGGCAAAAACGGCCCAGAGGCUCCUGAUUGGUACAAACAGGAGCUGGAGGCGUUUCAGCAAAGGCAGGUGGAUCCCACCGGCCAAUGACUGAUGAUCAGUGAUGUCACUCUGUGCCUGUGCUACCACCUGACAUGACAUCACAUCCUCUGAUGAUCAGUGACUGAGAAACACUGCAAACACACAGCGAUGCUGUUACUCUGCCAAUAGUUUUACAAACGUUUACAGUGUGUGUGUGUGUGCGUCUCCAUGACGACAGCUGUGUCACAGCCUCCUGCAGCUCAUAAACAUGAAGGACAAGCAGCUCUCUGUAGAAGUUAUUUUUAGGAUUUGAUAGAAUUCUUUCACAGGUGCCUAAAUCUUCUCAUCGUAGUCUUUUCUCAUAUAUACAGUAUGUUGAAGACACUAUUGAGUCCACGUGUCAUUAGUUAAGUAUUCUAAUAUUUACCAUUUGUAAGUUGACAGAAGAACAUUAGAGCCUGUUUUCAGAUGCUAAAAAUAAAGUCUAACCUAAAGAAAAUCA